AUGUGUGGCAGUUGCUACAACAACGAGAACAUUCUUGACUUACCUGGACUGGAGUUCCUCAUUAGAGCUGAAGUUGAUGGCAGGGUCCUCUACCGGGCUACUAGUGAUGAUAUAUUUGAAAGAAAAUUCGGAGCUAAACUGGCGGCUCAGGUGAAAAGGAACAGACAAUCGGGUUUGCUCACCCAGCUGCCUACUACCUCAGUAUCAUCGACCUUCAUGAGGCUUACGGACGGUGGUGGCUCGGUUCACUAUCCUAGUGUUAUCGUCGGCGUCUUUGUAUUUGACAGGGGAGCUUGGCACUUUGUCCGAGUUGGGCAGACUUGCCAAGGUACUAACAUGAUAUCGAUGAAGGCCGACAUAGCCUCGAUACCGUCUAAGAUUAGCAAGGAGAAGAUAGACUCUCCAGGACUAUCUGUAAUCGCACUCCAUGGUUACUCGAUAUUUGAUGCUAAUGCGAAUGGUCUGGGGACGACCGGCAGCGCACAGGAUGCAGACGCUGUCUCGGGAGUCAAGGCCGACUCUAAUGGGCCUCCAGCUAAUAGAGUUUCUCAAGAUGAAUAUGAUGCCCUCGUUACCAAGUUCAGCGCGCUGGCGACUGCUCACAACAAGCUGCAAACUGAAUACUCUACAUUAGAGAUUGAGAUUACUCAUAGGGAUGCUAAGAUCGAACAGCUGACGAAAGAGUAUAGGGCAAUGGAGUCUCGGUAG
Perkinsus marinus ATCC 50983 is the source of this 708-nucleotide messenger RNA. RefSeq lists its product as hypothetical. Bases 1 to 708 code for a protein of 235 amino acids. The transcript has 7 exons. The record is from RefSeq and is a predicted model, not a curated record. NCBI's taxonomy places the organism in Eukaryota, Perkinsozoa, Perkinsida, Perkinsidae.